Orycteropus afer afer is the source of this 1050-nucleotide messenger RNA. RefSeq names its product taste 2 receptor member 39 (gene TAS2R39). Gene Ontology annotation, molecular function: G protein-coupled receptor activity; bitter taste receptor activity. Lineage: Eukaryota; Metazoa; Chordata; Mammalia; Tubulidentata; Orycteropodidae. Gene Ontology annotation, cellular component: membrane. The record is from RefSeq and is a predicted model, not a curated record. Gene Ontology annotation, biological process: detection of chemical stimulus involved in sensory perception of bitter taste; sensory perception of taste; G protein-coupled receptor signaling pathway.
AUGACCGAGACCUGCAACUAUCCAGAAAACAGACUGUUGCAACUUCUCUCCAUCUUCAUCUUCACCAUCAUAUGCACCGAGUGCAUCACUGGAAUCAUUGCAAAUGGGUUCAGUGUGGCUGUGAACGGUCGGUGGGUUUGGAAUGAGACAGCUCCCACAAGUGGCAGGAUCCUGUUCCUCCUGAGUGCAUGCAGAAUAGCUCUCCGGAGCUUCACGAGGCUGGAAACGAUGCUCAGCUCGCCUUCCCCGUUUUGAUAACCGGAUGUGGUGUAUGGGAUAUUCAGAGUCAGCCUCAGGUGCUUCGGUUAUUGCGGUCUCUGGUUUGCUGCCUGGCUCAGCUUCCUCUACUCUGUGGAGAUCUCAGGCUUCUUCCCUCUCUUCCUCAAGCUGAAAUGGAGGAUUUCCAUGGCGUCCUGGCUUCUGUGGCUAUUGGUGUUCUUUGCCUUGGGGUACAGUGUGCUCUUCUCCAAGGACAGCCUCACAGUAUAUUGUAGCAACUCUGUUUCUAGCCCCUUCUCCAACUCCACAGAGAAGUACUUCACUACGACCAACAUGGCCAACCUGAUCCUCCUAUAUAACCUGGGCAUCUUCCUUCCUCUCAGCAUCUUCAUCCUGGCAGCCUCCCUGCUCACCUCUCUCAAGAGGCAUGCCCUGAACAUGAAAAGCAAUGCCACUGGCCCCAGGGACCCGAGCAUGCAGGCCCACAUGGGGGCCAUCAAAGUCAUCAGCUACUUCCUCAUCCUCUACCUCUUCAAUGCAGUUGCUCUAUUACUCUAUAUGCCCAACAUCUUUGACACCAACAGUCCCUGGAACAUUUUGUGCAAAGUCAUCAUGGCAGCCUACCCUGCUGGCCACUCAGUGCUGCUGAUCUUGGGCAACUCUGGUCUGAAAAGAGCCUGGAAGAAGCUUCAGCACCGAGUUCAUCUCUACCUAAAAGGACAGACUAUAACUGGCACCCAGGGAGCACCAUGGGGCCUGGUCCCCCAGCUCUUCAUUUCCUCCCCAGACUUCUCUCUUCUCUCCUUUUCUCCCCACAAACUCCUAUCUUGA